GGAAGAGGAAAAGGGAAGUCGCUGUACGGAAGAAAAAUGACGAAUAUAUUUGUAUAUGGAACACUGAAGAGGGGGCAGCCAAACCACACAAUAAUGACAUGCUACAAACACGGAAAAGCAGUUUUUAAAGGAAUGGGCAAAACAGUAGAGAAAUAUCCACUGGUGAUUGCGGAGGAGGCCAACAUCCCAUUCUUACUGAACAUUCCAGGAACAGGGAGACGUAUUAUAGGAGAGAUCUACUCUGUCGAUGAGCAGCUGCUGCACUUCCUCGAUGACUUUGAAGGCUGCCCAAACUGGUACCAACGGACUCCUCAGGAGAUUGAAAUAUUGGAGUGGGAAGGUACAGACGAUUCCCCGGAUGAGAGACCCGCUGCUAACAGCAUCAUCACCUGCUUCGUCUACAGCACAACCUGCUACCAGCCAGAGUGGCUUCAGUUGCCCUAUCAUAAAUGCUACGAUGCCUUUGGGAACCAUGGUCUACGUUAUAUCAGGCACCGGGAUAUAAUCUAAUGUUAAACACAUCAGUGCUAGAUAGAAAAUAAUUAAUUAUAUUAAAGGGGUAGGUCACCAUUACAUUUUUAGUAUGAUGUGAUAUUCUAAAAUAAUUUGCAAGUGGUCAUUUUUUUGUGGUAUUUUAAUUAUUUCAGCAGCUUUCCAGUCUGGAAUUCAGCAGCUAUCUGGUUGCUAGGGUACAAUUCACCCUAGAAACAAAGCAGUGGUUUGAAUGAAAAAAGCCAGAAUAAGAGAGGGACUGAAGAGAAAGAUGAAUAAGAAGUAAAAAUAACAAUAAAAUUGUAGCCUGUCAGUGACGACCUAUUAAAAGUUGGAAAGAGGCAGAAAGAGAUAAUUUAAAACCAUAAAAAAUGAAAACCAAUUGAAAAGUUCAUUGGACAUUUUUUAACAUAGAAAUAGUUAACUUAAUGGUGAUCUAUCCCUUUAAUAUCUUAUUACAUGUAUGGAAGACAGAUUCUGGUUUUAGACAUAAUUCUUUAGGUUCCUUAAUUAAUGGUAAUAAACUCAUCCUCAGCAUCACUAGCAGAUCAGAAUGAUAAACAUUUUCAUGUAAAGUAGGAACUCUCAAAGCCGUAACUAUUUGUCUCAAAUAAGAGAGUCUUUUAAUCACUGUGCAGUAAAAUAAGGCCGGUUCCAGUCCGAUUGUUGCAUUUGAAUCCAAUGAAAUAAUGACUUGACAGGCACUCAGAUCUGUUAUCUCUAUGAAUUGACAUCAGUCCUAUUGAAAACAUUAAAAUCAUGCCAAUCCUUCUUAU
Molecule: messenger RNA, 1268 nt
Organism: Xenopus laevis (African clawed frog)
Lineage: Eukaryota; Metazoa; Chordata; Amphibia; Anura; Pipidae
Gene: ggact.L
Product: gamma-glutamylamine cyclotransferase L homeolog
Cellular component (GO): cytosol
Molecular function (GO): gamma-glutamylaminecyclotransferase activity
Source: RefSeq, marked provisional